Molecule: messenger RNA, 1981 nt
Organism: Daldinia caldariorum
Lineage: Eukaryota; Fungi; Ascomycota; Sordariomycetes; Xylariales; Hypoxylaceae
Product: MFS general substrate transporter
Exons: 3
Coding region: 1-1605 (534 amino acids)
Biological process (GO): transmembrane transport
Molecular function (GO): transmembrane transporter activity
Source: RefSeq, a predicted model, not a curated record
AUGGUCCUAACAAAGCAGAGAUCACCUCGAAACCCCGAUGACUUCCCGACUGUUCAGCUAUUUUUGUUAGCUAUCGUUCGUCUAGCCGAGCCCAUCGCCCUCACCUCCAUCUUUCCGUAUGCCUGGGCUUUAGUCAAGCGAUUUAAAAUCGGCAACGAGCAAGAUGCCUCGUUUUACGCUGGCCUCCUUAUCUCCUCAUUCGCCCUCGCUGAGGCGCUAAUGGGGAUGUAUUGGGGAGGACUUUCGGAUAGAAUCGGUCGAAAGCCCGUCCUUCUCGUAGGAUGUGUUGGCACUAUGUUCAGUAUGGUUAUGGUAGGGUUUGCUACCAACCUCUGGAUUGCUUUGAUCGGUCGAGCACUCGGCGGACUUCUGAAUGGAAACAUUGCAGUUAUUCAGACCAUGGUUGGCGAGCUAGUCACCAAACCUGAACACGAGCCUCGCGCUUAUUCGGUCAUGCCGUUCGUCUGGUCCAUUGGAACAAUUAUCGGGCCAGCAAUUGGAGGAAUGCUAGCAGACCCCCAUGAGUCUUGGCCUGAAACGUUCCCUCAGGGCACCCUAUUCGCAAACUUCCCCUAUCUCCUCCCUAACCUCUGUUGUGCUGCUCUUCUAAUGAUUAGCAUUUGUUUGGGGUAUUUCUUACUUGAGGAAACGCACCCUGAUAUGGUUCCGCGGGUAAUGCUACCCGAUGACACCUAUGUUUCCGACGAGACUCCCCUUAUAGAGACUUCAGAUGCUAUCAAGCAACCAGCAGUCGAUCUACGUUCGGAGACGUACGGAACUUUCCGGGGUAGGGAAAGCGGUGAAUUUAACCGUGAUGUGAUUUCCGCGAAAGCACCAGUAAAGAAGGGCGAAUUCACCAUUUUCACCAAGCGCAUCGUGGCUCUGGUCAUUUCGCUUUCUAUCUUUACUUAUCACUCGAUGACUUAUGACCAUCUCCUCCCCAUUUUCUUCGAGGAUGACAAAGUCCCUAUCAACCACGCCCCAGAUGAGGGUUUUCUCUCUAAAUUCAAUCCCCUUUACUCGCCUGGUGGCUUAGGUCUUUCCAUGCAGUCCGUAGGGUUUAUAAUGGCUGUAAAUGGAGCCAUUGCACUCUUCGUUCAAGUUUUCGUCUUCCCCUUAGCCGCCGAGAAGAUCGGCGUCUUUAGGCUCUUCAUUAUUGUCAACGUCCUCCAUCCGAUUGCCUACGUUAUUGUCCCUGCACUGGUCCAUGUGCCAGACUCGAUCCUAUACGCCGCGAUUUAUUUUUGCUUAAGCGUCAGAAAUCUUUUCUCUAUUAUCUUGUAUCCUCUACUGCUCAUCCUUAUCAAGGAUGCGACCCCCAGCUCGUCUGUACUUGGCAAAGUAAAUGGUCUAGCAGCUAGUGCUGGAGCAGCUUGCCGUAUGAUAGCCCCGCCUGUGGCAGGCUAUCUCUACUCAAUUGGGUCGCAGAUUGACUGCACCGGUCUCGCAUGGUACGGAAGUGCUCUUGUUGCCGUAAUUGGCGCUUUUCAGUGUUUUUCAGUUAAGCGAGAACGGAAUGAAAUUGUCUCGGAGGAGACGGGACCAAUGAUUAAGGACAAUCAUGUUACCGUUACGACCACUGAGAUGAAUGAGGACGAGCUAUGAAUCCUCUAGCAAGCGUAUCGUUAUAUACGCAGCUACAAGCCAUGAAAUAUUGGCUAUCUCUAAAAGACGGCUUUUGAUGAUUUAUGAUACGUUUCGGGAUGUGGAUGUACAUGACCACGGGGUGGGUUAACGAGGAAAGGCAUCAUUUGGGGGGAUUAACUCGGCGUUUUGGAGUGAGGUUCGAAAAAAGGCAUGAAAAAAAAUAAAGGGGUUAGCUUAGGUAUGUGACGAUAUCCUCUGACGCGCGUUUGGAUAGAGAUGGCUUGUACUACCGGUUCACUUUCACCUUAUUCCGCGUGAUUUGUCUUGGGGUUUAUUUAGUCUUUAUAUCUUGAGUAAUCUCUAAAAUAGUAAUAUACUUAUUUGGAUUUGUAUA